AUGUCGACCAGCAACAGUACAAGCAGCUUGAAGGGUGACGCUACUACCUUCAUCCCGGGCCAGCAUGGGCACGAGAGUGUCGUGCGGCUUUCCAACGAGUCCCAGAUGCCGCGGAACCACGCGCUUCAGCCUCAACAAAACUACGCUCAACACCAGUUCCCUAGAUUUGGCGGCUACCCGGCCGCCCACGGUCACUAUACAGAUCAUGGAUCCUCAUACUAUGCACAAGCUCCUGCUCUCUGGCAUCCACCCAACUAUCAUCCUGCUCACUACGCAGAUCACCGACUCUUCUACUACCCACAAGCUCCUGCUUCUUGGUAUCCACCUAACGCCAGCUACAGUCAUUUGAUGGAUUCCUUCGCCAGCCAGCACUACCAGGUACAAGGUGUACGGAUGGGCCGCCGAGAACAGUAUUUCAAUAGCAACCACCAUCACUACUAUCAGAAGCGAGUCGGUGGAAAUGCUAGCGGCAAAGCGAGGACACGCAAGAGCUACGAGAAAAAGGACAAUAGGGGCAAGAGGAGCCAAAAAGAGAAGAAGGAGAAGAAGGCUGAGGAAAACGGGGAGAAUGAGGGCCAGAAGUGA
Molecule: messenger RNA, 585 nt
Organism: Cucurbitaria berberidis CBS 394.84
Lineage: Eukaryota; Fungi; Ascomycota; Dothideomycetes; Pleosporales; Cucurbitariaceae
Exons: 1
Coding region: 1-585 (194 amino acids)
Source: RefSeq, a predicted model, not a curated record